Messenger RNA from Rotaria sordida, 303 nucleotides. The record is from the annotation of a GenBank genome assembly. NCBI's taxonomy places the organism in Eukaryota, Metazoa, Rotifera, Eurotatoria, Philodinida, Philodinidae.
AUGAACACAUAUUCUCGACGAUCAGUACCAAAACGUAAUCAUCUUGAUCAUUUUGCUACUAUUAAAUAUCCAUCAACAAUUGAAUCGGCUAUGAAAAAAAUUGAAGAUAAUAAUACAUUAGUAUCUAUUGUCAAUAUUCGUGCUAAUAAACCAAUGAUUAACCAAGCUGUUAAAAAAAUGUAUGAUGUUGAUGCUGAAAAAGUCAAUACAUUAAUUCGACCUGAUGGUGAAAAGAAAGCUUAUGUUAGACUCAAGGCUGAUCAUGAUGCACUUGACGUUGCUAAUCGAAUUGGUAUUAUAUAA